GGCGCUUGGGACAGCUGGGCAGCCCUCUGGCAGCUUUCUGCCCAAGGAGAAAUCCAGCUUUCCAGCUCCCUCAGAGGCCUUCAGCCCAGCUGGCACCAAGUGUCAGGGAACAAUUAGAGCGCGCGUUCGCUCGCUCGCCUGCCCGGUCCUAAAAAGUGAGUCUGCUCCCGGAUUUGCAAAAGCAGAAACAUUCGGGGCCCCGGCGGCGACAGCAGCAGCAAGAAGAGCGAAAAAGGUGAAAUUGUUUAAGGACUGACUCCGCUCCGGGUCCGGCGGCUGGGAUUCGGCCAUGGCAUCUGUCCUGGGAAGUGGCAGAGGGUCUGGAGGGCUAAGUAGUCAACUCAAAUGCAAGUGCAAGAGGAGGAGGAGGAGGAGGUCGAAGAGGAAAGACAAAGUGAGCAUAUUGUCAACCUUCCUCGCUCCCUUCAAGUACCUAAGUCCUGGCACCACAAACACAGAGGAUGAAGAUAAUCUCAGUACCAGCAGUGCAGAAGUGAAGGAAAACCGUAAUGUGAGCAACUUGGGAACCAGGCCCCUGACCCCUGGAGAGCGAGCCAGAGGUAGCACUCCCAGCAUAAAAAGGAAAAGACCCCUGGAAGAAGGAAAUGGAGGUCAUUUCUGCAAACUACAGCUGAUCUGGAAGAAGCUCUCAUGGUCCAUGACACACAAGAACGCAUUGGUCCAGCUGCAUGAGCUAAAACCAGGGCUGCAGUACCGGAUGGUGUCACAGACAGGCCCCGUACAUGCCCCAGUCUUUGCAGUGGCGGUGGAAGUGAACGGACUCACCUUUGAAGGCACAGGGCCCACCAAGAAGAAAGCCAAGAUGAGGGCGGCAGAACUUGCCCUGAAGUCCUUCGUUCAGUUCCCCAAUGCUUUCCAGGCCCACCUGGCCAUGGGCAGCAGUACCAGCCACUGCACGGACUUCACCUCUGACCAGGCCGACUUCCCAGACACACUGUUUAAGGAGUUCGAGCCUUCCUCCAGAAGAGAGGACUUCCGGGGUUGCCCUCCCGUCAACACGGAGUUUCUGUCCUCGGCCUACCACCGAGGGCGGCUGCUCUACCACACACUGGACCUCAUGGGCCAGGCGAGACCUCACAGGUACAGGCCAGCGCCAGGGGCUCUGGGUGACAGGAACCCAGUAGUGAUAUUGAACGAGCUGCGCUCAGGCCUGCGGUAUGUGUGCCUCUCGGAGACAGCCGAGAAACCGCGCGCCAAGAGCUUUGUCAUGGCCGUGUGCGUGGACGGGAGGACGUUCGAAGGCUCAGGAAGGAGCAAGAAGCUAGCCAAAGGCCAGGCUGCACAGGCCGCCCUGCAGGCCCUGUUUGACAUCCGGUUGCCUGGCCACACCCCUAGCAGGAGUAAAAGCAACCUCUUGCCCCAGGAAUUUGCUGACUCUGUGUCCCAGCUGGUCACACAGAAGUUCCAUGAGCUUACAGUUGGCCUGAUGUCCGUGUAUGCCCGCCACAAAGCACUGGCAGGAAUCGUCAUGACCAAAGGCUUGGACACCAGACAAGCUCAGGUCAUCGUCCUGUCCUCUGGGACCAAGUGCAUCAGUGGUGAACACAUCAGUGACCAAGGACUGGUUGUCAAUGACUGCCAUGCUGAGAUUCUAGCCAGACGGGCAUUUCUUCACUUUCUCUAUGCACAACUGGAGCUGCACUUGAGCAAGCAUCGUGAGGACUCGGAGAGAUCUAUAUUUGUGCACUUAAAGGAGGGAGGCUACAGGCUGCGAGAAAACAUCCUUUUCCAUCUCUAUGUGAGCACGUCCCCCUGUGGAGAUGCAAGACUCAACUCUCCCUAUGAAAUCACCACUGACAUAAACAGUUGCAAACACAUCGUCAGGAAAUUUCGAGGACACCUGCGCACCAAGAUUGAGUCUGGGGAGGGAACAGUCCCUGUUCGGGGUUCCAGUGCAGUCCAAACAUGGGAUGGCAUCCUGCUUGGGGAACAGCUAGUCACCAUGUCCUGCACAGACAAGAUUGCCAGGUGGAAUGUGCUAGGACUACAAGGAGCCCUCCUCUGUCACUUCAUAGAGCCCGUGUACCUUCACAGCAUUGUGGUGGGAAGCCUGCACCACACAGGCCACCUCUCCCGGGCCAUAAGCCACAGGAUGGAAGACAUCGGCCAGCUGCCUACCUCAUACAAGCACAACUGGCCUCUCCUCAGUGGAGUGAGUAAUGCUGAGCCACGGCAGCCAGGAAAAUCUCCUCACUUCAGCAUGAACUGGGUCGCGAGCAACGCGGACCUGGAGAUUAUUAACGCCAUGACAGGGAAAAGGAGCUGCGGGGGCGCAUCUCGGCUCUGCAAGCACAUGUUCUCUUCCCGGUGGGCCCGACUGUAUGGUAGGCUGAGCACACGGAUCCCAGGUCCUGGAGACAUGCCAGCCAUGUACAGUGAGGCCAAACUUGGGGCUCACACCUACCAGUCUGUUAAACAGCAGCUCUUUAAGGCUUUUCAGAAAACUGGUCUGGGUACCUGGGUGAGGAAACCACCAGAACAAGAUCAGUUUCUACUAACUCUCUAAGUCACCAAACUCCUUUGCUGCUGAACUAGAGUGAAAUCCCUGGAGAGGACGUGGUCGUGUAUUGAUCUGUUGUGUUCAUCGGUUCUCAGCAUUUGUUUUCCUCCAGUGGUCUGAAAACACACACAUAUCCAAGUUUGGAUGAGCAAUUAAAUUUGAAUUCAGGCCAUGAUACUUCUCCCCAGGUUGCUGGUACCAGGAGCUCUGUCCGUCGUAUCUAGAGGUAUAAGUGCCAUUGUGUUAGCUCCAUCUCUUAUUGGUGCCAUUGAAAGGAAAGUGUCUAUUCAAACAAAAGGAGCUAAGACACAGGACUGAAAAGAUGUACCAGUGUUGCCAUUUAACAACAAGCUGUAUACACCAUCCUGCGUCCUCCUUCCCCUGCUAUGGGCCUCACUAGUGAUGUAUUUGGGUUUGGGUCUCACUAGCACAAGAUGUGAUACUUCAAGAUAAGCCACAAGUGGAGAGAAAAGCCAUGGGUUCCACCCAAAGAAACCAAUAGGAAUGAUGUAUUGUCUUCAUUAUUCAUUCAGAUCUAUCACCUCCUUUCAGAAAGGACUUGAAAUGGGUACUAUUAAGAAAAGACUAAACUUAGAAGCAGAGAAAUGGAAAACAUUUUUGCCACACAAAGAAUCACUUACCCAAGGUACAACUGUGUUGUAAUCCAUGAUGUAAGAAAGCCACUUUAAAAUAUUCUACUAAAUGAGUGAUACAAAGCAACUCAAUCCUACUCAAUGGAUCGCAACUCUUCAUUUCUUUUUGUAACUAAUGAUAGCUGUUGAAGUUUGAAUUAUGUAUGACAUAGCCACUUCCCUGUAACCUUUCUACUAGGUAAUGAGGAAACUGAGUCUUGGACCAAAUUCUGACUUUUUGACUAAAUUCUUCUUAGAAGGUAAGCACACAUACACACUAUGGCAUGCAUGUACACAUACAUUAUACACACAGAGAAUUUAAAAAUCACUCAAGUCCUUUUAUUUUUUUCAAGCUUUUUAGAAAAAAAAAA
Jaculus jaculus (lesser Egyptian jerboa) is the source of this 3524-nucleotide messenger RNA. RefSeq names its product adenosine deaminase RNA specific B2 (inactive) (gene Adarb2). The coding region runs from base 290 to 2527 and encodes 745 amino acids. Gene Ontology annotation, molecular function: tRNA-specific adenosine deaminase activity; double-stranded RNA binding; double-stranded RNA adenosine deaminase activity. NCBI's taxonomy places the organism in Eukaryota, Metazoa, Chordata, Mammalia, Rodentia, Dipodidae. The record is from RefSeq and is a predicted model, not a curated record. The transcript has 10 exons. Gene Ontology annotation, biological process: adenosine to inosine editing; RNA processing. Gene Ontology annotation, cellular component: cytoplasm; nucleolus.